AUGUCCCAGUCGGCCUCACAGAAUGCCUCCACCACGUCCGGACAGUCCUCCAAUCCCGCCCGCGCCACCGAACUCGCCAGUCUUAAGAUAAGACUGCGCGCCGCCCUGCGCCAGUUCCCGGAUUUCCCCUCGCCUGGCAUCUUGUUCGAGGAUAUCCUGCCCAUCUUCGCCGACCCGACUCUGCACGAGGCCCUGCUCCGCUCCCUCGAGCUGCACAUCUCCGAGGCUUAUCACCAAAAGCCGGAUGUCAUUGUCGGCCUCGAUGCCCGCGGCUUUCUCUUUGGGCCCAGUCUCGCUUUGAGACUGGGUGCUAGUUUUGUCCCCGUGCGUAAGCAAGGGAAACUUCCGGGACCUUGCGAGACCGAGGCAUACGAGAAGGAAUACGGCCAGGACUUUUUCCAGAUGCAGGCCGAUGCUGUGAAGAAGGGCCAGACGGUUCUCGUGGUGGACGACAUUAUCGCGACAGGAGGCUCGGCAGCCGCUGCUGGAUCGCUCGUCCAGAAACUCGGAGGAAACCUCCUGGGCUUUGUCUUUAUUCUCGAACUCGAUUUCCUCAAGGGACGAGACAAGCUUCCAGCCCCCGUUUUCACCCUUCUUCACGGCCAGGAGGGGAAGCCCUAG
Molecule: messenger RNA, 621 nt
Organism: Talaromyces rugulosus
Lineage: Eukaryota; Fungi; Ascomycota; Eurotiomycetes; Eurotiales; Trichocomaceae
Exons: 2
Coding region: 1-621 (206 amino acids)
Biological process (GO): AMP salvage; adenine salvage
Cellular component (GO): cytoplasm
Molecular function (GO): adenine binding; adenine phosphoribosyltransferase activity; AMP binding
Source: RefSeq, a predicted model, not a curated record